CAAAAGUGAAGUGAUACAGGAAAAAUAAUCCACAAUUGAUUUACCGUAAAAUUAAAAUAAGCAUUCGAAAAGGAUCGUUAAGUGUUAUUCACGUGAAAUACAAGUGUCUGUAAUUGGAAUAAAAAAUCACAACUACUUACGAUUUCUAGAGAGCACCUUCGAACGCUAUUCGAUAUUUCGAAAUACAACGAAAAUUCCGGGAAGGUUUAAAAUUAAGCAGCAAAAUAUGGCGACAGAGACUCUGCAAGUAUGGGACUACGUUGUGAUAAUAGUGAUGCUUAUUAUCAGUACAAGCAUCGGCAUUUAUUACAGAUUUACCGGAGGCCGACAGAAGACUUCCGAGGAAUAUUACACAGCAAAUCGUUCGAUGAGUGCAGCCCCAGUAGCGAUAGGUUUGAUGGUAUCUUUUCUCUCAGCUGUCAGUCUUCUGGGUGCCAGUUCCGAAAAUUACGUAUACGGGACUAUGUACGUGGUGGUUAACCUCGGUUACGUUAUAGCCACGCCAUUUGUAGCAUACCUAUACUUGCCCGUAUUCUUCAGACUCCAAGCAACUAGUGCUUUUGAGUACCUCGAGAAACGCUUUGGAACCGUUGCAAGGACAGUGACUAGCGCUGCUAUUUCGCUUCAGCUACUACUUUACACAGGGAUUGUUCUUUACGCCCCCGCAUUAGCUAUUGAAGCUACAACUGGUCUUUCAAAAACUGCAAGCAUAAUAGUAAUCGGAUUAGUUUGUACAUGCUAUUCCAGCCUUGGUGGCAUCAAAGCGGUUCUCGUCACCGACAUAUUCCAAGCACUUCUCAUGCUAGUUGCUGUCCUCACGGUAGGAAUCACCGCCGCCGUUGAAGUCGGAGGAAUCGAUGAGAUAUGGAAAAUCGCGGUAGCUGGAGACCGCGUUGAAUUUGACAGCAUAUCAGCCGAUCCAACAGUUCGCCAUACCUGGUGGAGUCUGACAUUUGGAGGGUUUUUCACCUACCUUUCUCUGUACGGAAUAAAUCAAGUCCAAGUUCAAAGAUUACUGACUAUCAAUGACUUGAAAUCAGCCCAAAUAGCACUCUGGUGGAGCCUACCAAUCGCCGUGAUAAUGUCAGUGGUAACAUGCUUCUCUGGACUGGCGAUAUACUCGAAAUAUCAAAACUGCGACCCUCUGACAGCCGGAAGAAUUUCAUCCUCUGAUCAGUUAAUGCCUCUAUACGUGAUGGAUGCAUUGUCGGAGUUUCCUGGACUUCCCGGACUCUUCAUCGCCGGUAUUUUCAGCGCCGGUCUCAGUACCGUAUCCGCCGCUCUUAACUCCCUAUCAGCAGUGAUUCUUGAGGACUACGUGAAGCCUGUGUAUCUAUGGAGGAACAUCGAGUUCCCAGUGAACAAAUUCGCAUACGUUGGAAAAGCAUUAGCUUUUCUAGUGGGUCUGCUCUGCAUAGCGAUCGCUUUUCUGGCACAGUAUCUUGGUGGUGUUCUCCAGGCUGCACUGACGAUAUUUGGCGUAGUUGGAGGACCAGUUUUGGGGUUAUUUACCUUAGGCAUGUUUACUGAAUCUACCACUCAGCGAGGUGGCGUCACCGGACUUCUAAUGAGUCUUGUUUUCGGUCUUUGGAUCGGGUUUGGUCAGCCGAAACCAUCGUCACCAACUUUGCCCGUAUCCAUAGCGGGCUGCAACGCAACUUCUGACAUAACCAGAUUGUCAAGUUUCACUAAAGCUGAAAGCACGGGUGACAGUUCAUACUUUUAUCUGUACCGAAUCUCCUACAUGUGGUACUGUCCCAUGGGCUGCGUGGUAUCGAUGAUUUGCGGCUACCUAGCAAGUCAUAUUUUACGUCUAUUCUUCAAAGAAGAAUCUACGGAAUUGAAUCCUGAUCUUCUGGUUCCAGGAUUGUCUUCAAGACUGAGAAGAAAGCAAGCGAAUGCACGAGACCAUAAAAACUCGGAGAUUCAAUCAAAAUAGAAUUUUUAAAGGCUGAAAAAUUACGUUUACAGGGUCAUUGAUUGGUUGCUGAACUGGAUUGCUGACCAAUGCAAUCGACUUUACUUGAAACCAGCAUAAGCAGCUUUCUUUCUCUCGUGCAAGGUCAGAUUCUCAACAAUCGAUGAAAGACCCUGUUGACGAAGUAAUAUAAAAACACUACACAGAUUCUAUACUAAUAAAU
This is a messenger RNA of Diprion similis, 2141 nucleotides long. Its product is annotated as putative sodium-dependent multivitamin transporter. The transcript is spliced from 7 exons. Gene Ontology annotation, molecular function: symporter activity. The record is from RefSeq and is a predicted model, not a curated record. Lineage: Eukaryota; Metazoa; Arthropoda; Insecta; Hymenoptera; Diprionidae. Gene Ontology annotation, biological process: transmembrane transport; sodium ion transport. Gene Ontology annotation, cellular component: membrane. The coding region runs from base 227 to 1939 and encodes 570 amino acids.